GGGGAGGAGACCUUGAGAAUUGAAGAUAUCCUUGCUGUAAUUGAGAAGGAAGGAGACUCUGUUGCUGUAAUUCUGUUCAGUGGUGUGCAGUACUACACAGGGCAGCUGUUUGACAUCCCCAGAAUAACCAAGGCUGGACAAGAGAAGGGUUGCAUUGUUGGAUUCGACAUGGCUCAUGCUGUUGGUAACAUUGAACUGUAUCUGCAUGACUGGGGAGUAGACUUUGCCUGCUGGUGUUCGUACAAGUAUCUAAACUCUGGAGCAGGUGGUCUAGCUGGUGCCUACAUUCAUGAGAAACAUUCUCAGACAGUAGAACCUGUGCUAAAAGGAUGGUGGGGUCAUGAAUUCAAAACCCGAUUUCUCAUGGAAAACAAAUUGCAACUGACUCCUGGGAUCAAUGGAUUUCGAUUAUCAAAUCCUCCCAUAUUAUUGGUGUGUGCUCUCCAAGCUAGUUUAGAAGUCUUUGGACAAACUACACUGAAACGUCUGAGAAAGAAAUCCAUUCUUCUUACUGGUUACUUGGAAUACUUGAUAAAGCAUUACUACAGUGAAGAUAAAGAUGAUCUUGAGAAGCCCUAUGUGAAAAUAAUCACACCUUCUAACAUUGAAGAAAGAGGUUGCCAGCUCACACUGGCCUUCUCCAUUCCAGUUAAAUCUGUCUUUAAAGAACUGGAAAAAAGAGGUGUUGCUUGUGACAUGCGGGAACCCAAUGCUCUUCGUGUUGCCCCAGUUCCUCUCUACAAUUCUUUCCAUGAUGUGCACAGAUUCAUUGAAAUCCUGGGAUCUGCAAUUACUUCUGCAGAGUGA
This is a messenger RNA of Gekko japonicus, 807 nucleotides long. RefSeq names its product kynureninase (gene KYNU). Gene Ontology annotation, molecular function: pyridoxal phosphate binding; kynureninase activity. Gene Ontology annotation, biological process: NAD+ biosynthetic process. Gene Ontology annotation, cellular component: cytoplasm. NCBI's taxonomy places the organism in Eukaryota, Metazoa, Chordata, Lepidosauria, Squamata, Gekkonidae. The transcript is spliced from 7 exons. The annotation marks the transcript as partial. The record is from RefSeq and is a predicted model, not a curated record.